AUGGAAUUGUUCGACCUGGAGCCCAGCCUGAAGUCGAUCGCUUCGGGAGGCAACGUGCUGAACUGCCAAGAGUUGACAGGCGUGCAGGCAGCCCUGAACUUGCUGAAGGUCAACGAGAAAUGCACCGAGGUUUAUUUCUGGGGCAAGAUAUUCGGCCUCACCAGCGACUACUAUAUCGCGUACUGCCUGGGAGUCUCCGACUUCGAGUUUCCCACCAAGGCGUUCUUCUUCGCUGGCGCUGAUUUCGACUUCAGGCGCCUCAGCACGCCAACCAAGGAGAUGGCCGCCAAGGUCCUCGAGCUCGCAGCGGACAAGCCGUUCACGGGCGUGCCGACGACGGUCUUGCCGGGCCAGGGACCCGCGGGCGAGGAAGAGCCCGCCGAGGCCGAGGAGGGCGAGGCGCCCCCCGCCGACGGCCCCCCGAAGCUAACGGAGGCCGACCUGCUGGCGCAGGUGGUUCUGGAGAUCGACCAGGACACGUCGGCAGUCCCGCGGGGCGCGCACACCCUCAGCGAAGCUCACGCUGUUGUCCCGAGCAGCGACUUCAAGGGCUUGGGCGGCACCGAGGCCACCGCUCUGUCCAAGUACGUGCACUUCCGACCGCCCACGAGCGUGGCGUCGUUGCGCGCCCUCGCCCGCACGGACGCGCAGUUCUACGCCAGCUUCCUCGACCCUCUCGAGGGGGACCUUCCCCAGGGCAGCUGGGCCAUCCGGCAGGACCCGUCGGCCGCGCUGGUCACGCUCCGCUCGCUGAGUUGGCCAGGCUACGCCGCGUUCCACGUGCCAGGCACCAAGAAGUUCGGCGGCGCCUAUUUUGGCUACGGGCAGAAGUGCCGGGACCUCCCCUUCCUCUUGUGA
Messenger RNA from Prorocentrum cordatum, 858 nucleotides. NCBI's taxonomy places the organism in Eukaryota, Dinophyceae, Prorocentrales, Prorocentraceae. The record is from the annotation of a GenBank genome assembly.